CCCCCUCACACAGACACCCACACACACACACACAGAGGGAGAGAGAGAAAGUUGUAGCAGCUGAGUUGAAGCUCUGGGUGGAAUAACAGCAGAUGUUCCACAGCUCUGUGUACUAAUGUGGAUUAGUCAGGAUGCUGCUCUGCAGACAGAGUGGAGCCACAGAAAACCUGCUGGUGUGCAGCUCCUGUCAGUGCAGUUGAGCAGCUUGGGUUACACAGUUGGCAGCUGAAAGUCCAGCUGGGAGGAAGAGAACCAUCGGGACCGUGGAGCUACUGAGAGAAGCAUCCAGAACAGUCCAAGCCCAAAGGUGUUUUUGUUGUUUUUCCCUUGGACCCGAGCUGCUCGUCUGUGUUGGAAAAUGAAGAAUCCACAUUCACUGACUCAUUCAUGGAACCCGACUCUGACCAAGGAGUCAGUGCUGAUGUCUGUGCCCAGCACGAACAAGAAGUUCAAGAGGAAGUCGCGAGAGCCCAAGAGGCUGUUCAGCAGCCCCGAGCCUGACCUGAUAAAAAGCUGUCACGGAGCCGUGUCGGACGACGAGCUGCCGGACGCCGCCGCCGCAGCCGCCUCUGAGGUCUGUCGUGUCGGCAGGUUGUUGCCCCUGCAGCGACAGCUGAUGAUGUCACAGGAGGAGGCGGCGGCCGCCACGGCAGGGAUCCUGACGGGACUGUCAGAGGACGGCGUGGCCGCGGCUCAGACUGGAGCCUUGGACAUGAGAAUUGGUAUCAACAUGGCCGCCGUGGCCUCUAAACUGUCCCAGCAUCCUCCGUUCUCCAGUGCAGAGAUCUCCCACUGGCCCACGGCCAUCUCCCAGCCGCUGUCCAACAGACUCAAACUCCGACCUACCUUCCCCCUGUCGACAUCCACCGGCGCUGCCCCCGACCUCUCACCCAGCCACCAGGCCUUCUCCCUAGACCCCCCCCUCACAGGGCAGGCUUCGUCUCUUCCUGUCUCCAGAACCUUCCGCUCGUCCCAGUGUCACGAGGAGGCGGAGCUGCAGGAGCAGUCGCCUAAGGAGUCUCCUAAGAGGAGGGUGGAGUCCAGUGCUGACGGACAUGGACGUCACCCGGAGGUCAAAGCUGUCCAACAGACCAGGAGACUUCUGGCUAAUGCCCGAGAAAGAACCCGCGUCCACACCAUCAGUGCUGCGUUUGAGGCCCUGAGGAAACAGGUUCCAUGUUACUCCUACGGCCAGAAGCUGUCCAAGCUGGCCAUCCUACGGAUCGCCUGUAACUACAUCCUGUCUCUGGCCCAGUUGGCUGAGCUGGACUACAGUCCAGACCACGGCAGCGUCAGCUUCUCCCAGUGUGUGGAGCAGUGCACCAGGACGCUGCAGGCUGAGGGCCGCAGCAAGAAGAGGAAGGUUGGAAGAAUUCCAGAAGAGGUGUGAAGUUCUGACUGCUGCACGCCCUGUUCUGAUCCAGCCCACACUGAUGUCAGUGUGGGCUGGAUCAGAACACCCUGGUUCACAGGUUCAACUCCCACCAGCAUCUGACCAGGAAGUGAUUUUUUUUCCGAAAGGGACCUUUGCUGUGUGGAGCUGGACCUGGGUCAGACAGGACCGGGUCAGACAGGACCGGGUCAGACAGGACCGGGUCACACAGGACCGGGUCACACAGGACUGGGUCACACAGGACCGGGUCAGACAUGGAGCUGCACUUCCUACACUGAACAUUUGGACUCUUUGGUUCUGUAGUAAAACCCAAACGUUGUUCCUGAUACUGAUUCAAAUGAACUGUGAACUUUGAACAAAAUCUGACUCAGUGUCACAACGACACAUGUGGACGGACAACCCCCCCGUCCCCCCCCCCAUGGAGUCAUGGAGCCCCAGGAGAACUGACAUGUUUUCUUAAGAUCGAGUGUAGUCAUUAUUUUGUAGUUGGGGGUUAAACCAGUGCCUUCAUAGGUCAAAGGUCACCAGUGCCUUCAUAGGUCAAAGGUCACCAGUGCCUUCAUAGUAGAUGAUAUUAAUGAAUCCAGAGCCACAAAAACAUUUCCAUUACUUUAAUAGUGAUAACGUGUAAACACUUUUAAAUACUGUGUUCCUGUAUUAAUAAUUAAUAAUUAAUAUUUAAACCAUAUAAGUGGUGGCUUAGUGGUUAAGGAAGCGGACUUGGGUCUGGAAGAUUGCAGGUUUGAAUCCACCAGCUGUCAAGUUCAGAGGUCAUAUUUCCUCGUGUG
This is a messenger RNA of Cynoglossus semilaevis (tongue sole), 2181 nucleotides long. RefSeq names its product atonal bHLH transcription factor 8 (gene atoh8). Lineage: Eukaryota; Metazoa; Chordata; Actinopteri; Pleuronectiformes; Cynoglossidae. The record is from RefSeq and is a predicted model, not a curated record. The transcript is spliced from 4 exons. Gene Ontology annotation, cellular component: nucleus. Gene Ontology annotation, molecular function: DNA-binding transcription factor activity; E-box binding; protein dimerization activity. Gene Ontology annotation, biological process: anatomical structure morphogenesis; positive regulation of transcription by RNA polymerase II. The coding region runs from base 359 to 1390 and encodes 343 amino acids.